AUGUCCCCGCCUGAAUGCACACGGCCUCUUCCAGACGCUGACCAAGGGGAGUUAAUGCUGAGACGUGGAUAUAACCUUGAGACUAGUGGAUAUAACCUUGAGACUUGUGGAUAUAGCAUUGAGACUUGUGGAUAUAACAUUGAUACUUGUGGAUAUAACCUUGAGAUUUGUGGAUAUAGCAUUGAAACUUGUGGAUAUAACCUUGAGACUUGUGGAUAUAGCAUUGAGACUUGUGGAUAUAACAUUGAUACUUGUGGAUAUAACCUUGAGACUUGUGGAUAUAGCAUUAAAACUUGUGGAUAUAACCUUGAGACUUGUGGAUAUAACAUUGAGACUUGUGGAUAUAGUAUUGAGUCUUGUGGAUGUAAUAUUGAAACUUGUGGAUAUAGCAUUGAGUCUUGUGGAUAUAACCUUGAGUCUUGUGGAUAUAGCAUUGAGUCUUGUGGAUAUAGCAUUGAUACUUGUGGAUAUAGCAUUGAGUCUUGUGGAUGUAAUAUUGAAACUUGUGGAUAUAGCAUUGAGUCUUGUGGAUAUAACCUUGAGUCUUGUGGAUAUAGCAUUGAGUCUUGUGGAUAUAGCAUUGAUACUUGUGGAUAUAGUAUUGAGUCUUGUGGAUAUAACAGUGAGACUUGUGGAUAUAGUUUUGAGUCUUGUGGAUAUAACAGUGAGACUUGUGGAUAUAGCAUUGAGUCUUGUGGAUAUAACACUGAGACUUGUGGAUAUAGUAUUGAGUCUUGUGGAUGUAAUAUUGAAACUUGUGGAUAUAGCAUUGAGUCUUGUGGAUAUAACAUUGAGACUUGUGGAUAUAACAUUGAGACUUGUGGAUAUAGUAUUGAGUCUUGUGGAUGUAAUAUUGAAACUUGUGGAUAUAGCAUUGAGUCUUGUGGAUAUAACCUUGAGUCUUGUGGAUAUAGCAUUGAGUCUUGUGGAUAUAGCAUUGAUACUUGUGGAUAUAGUAUUGAGUCUUGUGGAUAUAACAGUGAGACUUGUGGAUAUAGUUUUGAGUCUUGUGGAUAUAACAGUGAGACUUGUGGAUAUAGCAUUGAGUCUUGUGGAUAUAACACUGAGACUUGUGGAUAUAGCAUUGAGUCUUGUGGAUAUAACACUGAGACUUGUGGAUAUAGUAUUGAGUCUUGUGGAUAUAUUAUUGAGACUUGUGGAUAUAGCAUUGUGUCUUUUGGAUAUAACAGUGAGGCCUGUGGAUAUAGCAUUGAGUCUUGUGGAUAUAACAGUGAGACUUGUGGAUAUAGUUUUGAGUCUUGUGGAUAUAACAGUGAGACUUGUGGAUAUAGCAUUGAGUCUUGUGGAUAUAACACUGAGACUUGUGGAUAUAGUAUUGAGUCUUGUGGAUAUAUUAUUGAGACUUGUGGAUAUAGCAUUGUGUCUUUUGGAUAUAACAGUGAGGCUUGUGGAUAUAGCAUUGAGUCUUGUGGAUAUAACAGUGAGACUUGUGGAUAUAGUUUUGAGUCUUGUGGAUAUAACAUUGAGACUUGUGGAUAUAGCAUUGAGUCUUGUGGAUUUAACAUUGAGACUUGUGGAUAUAGCAUUGAGACUUUUGGAUAUAGUCAGUACCGUAUUAGACAUUUGUGUAAGUCUUAG
Molecule: messenger RNA, 1599 nt
Organism: Biomphalaria glabrata
Lineage: Eukaryota; Metazoa; Mollusca; Gastropoda; Planorbidae
Exons: 2
Coding region: 1-1599 (532 amino acids)
Source: RefSeq, a predicted model, not a curated record